GCCAUGGCUGUACCUGUAGGCCGACUUUGUAGAGGAACAAGUGACCAAAAACACUCAACUCACUACAUUAUUUCUUCUCUCUCUUUCUCGAGCCCCUACCUUUACUAUCAUCUACAAGCUCUGGCCUUUGCCUGUGUGGCUUUUCUCUGUCUUCUUUCCUUUUUUUUUUUUGUCUUUUUUCUCUCUCUCUCUGUAUGCCAUUUUUAGUGUAAGAAAAACUGAGUUGUUUUGAUGAAUAAAAAAGAGAAAUGGUGGGUCUUAAAUGCAUUCAAGAGGGUUCAUGGGUAACAAGAAAUGUUGUUUUUUUAAACAAAAACAUGAAUUUAUUUUUUCGAACUUGUGAAAAAAGCCUUUUUUUUCACUCCUGUUUAGUUGUGUAAGAUAACAAAUUUGUCAUUUUGAUAAAAUCUCAUUUCUUUUAUUUUUUAUCACAAAAGAGUACAUAGAUUCCUCCUUGAAACCUUGUUUCUCACUUUAAGCCAUCCCAGCUCUCUUCAAAAGAAUAGGCAGAGAGAAGGGAGAGCAUGGGUUGUGUUGCCUCUAAACUCGAAGAAGAAGAAGUUGUUUCCAUUUGUAGAGAAAGAAAACGCCAGCUAAAACUAGCAGUUGAGAGAAGAUAUGCACUAGCUGAAGCACAUUCUAGAUAUUCUCAAUCAUUAUAUGCUGUUUCAGCGGCCAUUAAGCUCUUUGUUGCUAGACAUUCUUUACCUUCUUCACCAUUUCUCAUCACUUUUCCUCCUCCUUGUCCUCCAGCACCACCACUUUCCACUGACCAAAAUGUGAUAAACAACCCCAUGUUUCUUCAACAAACAUCGUCUGAGUCAACAAACCAUGAAGCUGUUACUUGUGAGUCAUUUGAUUCUGACUCUUCAACAAGUUCUGAGUCUUGUGAGGAAGAGACUAAAGAAGAAGAAGUGGUGAGAGAAGACCAUCAACAAGCUUGUAAGUACUUUUACAUGCAAAUGCCACCACCUAUGCCAUCACCACAGAGAGACUUUGGCUGGGAUUUCUUCAACCCAUUUGAUGGCAUGAGACCAGAGUUCAUGAGUGGUUACCGAAGGAUGACUGAAGAAGAUAUGAAGGCUGUGAGAGAAAGAGAAGGGAUACCUGAGCUAGAAGAAGAAGGUGAUGAAAGAGUAGAAGAGGAAAGUGUUAUGAAAGUUGAAGAAAAUAAUGUUCACAAGGAGGUUGAAGAGAGUGGAGUUGGUGUAGUGAAAGUGGUUGAUGGGGCUAGCGCGAACAGCCAAGGAGAACCAAAAGGGCUUACUGUUAUUGAUGGCCCAGAAAAUGGAAGGGAAUUGCUUGAGGCUUUAAGGGACAUUGAAGACCAUUUUAUUAGGGCUUAUGAUUCUGGAAAGGUAGUAUCAAGGAUGCUGGAGGCUAAUAGAGUUCAUUUGCAAUCGAGUGUGGAGGAAAUCAAGGAGAACUCAACGAAACUCAUGCAAGCAAUUACAUGGCAUCGUUCAACUUCAUCGAAGCCUUCAUCUUGUAAAAGCCUUGUAGCAUCAAGUUCCAAAAGUUCUGUGUCCUGGACAGAGUUUAAUAACGAUCUCUUUGAUGACUAUGGUGGAAUGGAUUCUGGAAGCCAUUCUUCAACCUUGGAAAGGCUCUAUGCUUGGGAGAAGAAGCUCUUUGAGCAAGUUAAGGCUGGUGAUGACACACGAAAACUUUAUGAGAGAAAAUGUUCCCGGCUUAGAAAUCAGGAUGUCAGUGGAGAUGAGCUUACUAUGGACAAAAUGAGAGCAGCUGUGAAAGAUUUAUAUGCUCGGAUCUUAGUUGCAAUUAAAAGUGCUGAGACUAUCUCAAAGAGAAUACAGAAACUAAGUGAGGAGGAACUGUUGCCUCAAAUUGUUGAACUGUUGAAAGGACUGGCACAAAACUGGAAGAUUAUGUUGGAAUCCCAUGAAACCCAGAAGAAGAUUCUUUUUGAAGUAAAAUCUUAUGCCAGCCCCCCAUAUGGAAAGUUCUGCAAUGACUCUCAUCGACUUGCUACACUUCAGCUUGAGGCAGAGCUUCUAAAUUGGCGUUCAUGCUUUACAGAAUAUGUUAUGGCACAGAAAGCAUAUGUUGAAGCUCUCCACAAUUGGCUAACCAAAUUCCUUGCUCCUGAGGUUGAAUUCUGUUCCAGGAGUAGGAGCAAGAACUCAUCAGCACCAUAUCGAGCUAAUGGUCCCCCCUUGCUUUUGAUUUUCCAUAAUUGGUUAGCUUCCAUGGAGAAAUUACCAGAUAAGCCAAUAGCUUUUGCAUUGAAAAGCUUCUCUAAAGAUAUCAGGGCCUUGUGGCAUCAGCAAGGGGAAGAACAGGCACAAAAGAGAAAAGUUGAUGGUCUAGCAAAAGAACUUGAUAAAAAGACACUGGCAUUUCAGAAGACAGAAACCAGGAUCCUAGAACCAAAGCACAAGGACAUGAAAUCGGAGGCGGAAGUAGACCAUCAAAAUGAAUUCUUGGUAGAGAAGAAGGAACAGUUGGACAUGUUCAGGAGGAAAAUGGAAGUUGAGAAGGAGAAACACCACAACUGCAUGCAAGAAACACAAAGGGUUACAUUGAAUGGAUUGCAGACUGGGUUUUCUUCCGUUUUUGAGUCCUUAACAGAAUUCUCGAAGGCUUCUCUAAAGAUGUAUAAUGAUCUUCUGACUUGCAGUGAGAAUGCUGCAAGAGCUGAGAGCCAAUCAUACAUAGAGGGCUUCCAGGCUGAGCAGAUAAUACAAGAAAACACAGCUGGUCACUGAGGAUUGGGGGUUUACAGGUUAAUAUGUAUAUUGUUAUCACGUCGAAGCAGCUCGCUGAGACAAGUUUAUUUAUAUUUACACUAAGAUUUCUUUAGAUGAAUUGCUGAUUGUUUGUUCUAGUAGUUGCCCAAAUUUUGUUUUGGGAUUUGUAUAUUUCCAGUUUCUUCUCUUCUUUCUUGGCGACACAAGAAGUUUGAAGGACUUUUGAUGGGCAAUACUCCGUAAUUAGUAGUUAAAAUAUUGGUGAUGAAUAGGGGAUCUUUAUUUGAGAUUUGGUUAUGUAGGACCCUUUGGUCCAUAAAUGCUUGAUGUUGCAAUAUCUUUUUGUAAUUUGGCCUAAGCAUGAGAAAUCAUCAUGAAAGUGGUCGUUUUCACGUUUGUAAGGAUAGUUUUUUCUUUUGAAAAGCCGAAAAUUUGAUCA
Molecule: messenger RNA, 3150 nt
Organism: Mangifera indica (mango)
Lineage: Eukaryota; Viridiplantae; Streptophyta; Magnoliopsida; Sapindales; Anacardiaceae
Product: protein ALTERED PHOSPHATE STARVATION RESPONSE 1-like
Exons: 4
Coding region: 525-2729 (734 amino acids)
Source: RefSeq, a predicted model, not a curated record